AAUCAAACAAAAACCCUUGGCCCCGACACCCAAAGGAAUCAAGCCUUUCGAACCCUAACCCCACAAUUCCUUUCGUUCACAGUCUCUUAUCUACUCUCUCCCUGGCUUUGUUACCGUUACACAUUUCUUAAACCUUCAUCCGGUGGAAAGUAUAAAAUCUUUGAUUUUCAAGUCGGUUGUCAAGAUAAUUUUUGUGGGUUUUCGCAAUGGAAUUAGUGAAAUCGUCCAGCUCUGAUUUAGGGUAUUUACAGAGAAAAAUGGCAUCUCUCGCCGGAGCGAUAGCUUUUGAAAGCCUUUUGGCUGCUGAGAUUUCUAUUGCUUGCCUUGUCAUGAUGAUGGGACUUCUGCUUCAAGAUGGAAGUACAUUGGCAAAUUUGAUUGGAAAUGAUCAAAGGUUUCCUUUUUCCGAGCUUAACAAGAAGAGCUCAACUGAACUUGAAGCAAAAGAUGGAAGUGACACAGAGGAUGAUGAUGAAGAAGAAGACAAUGAUGCAGAGGAGCCAGAAGAUGAUGCUGGAGAUGAAGAUUUCUCAGGUGAAGAAGAAGCUGGAGAUGAUGAUGAUGAUGAAGCUGAUGCUGAGGAGGAUCCUGCUACUAAUGGCAAUCAAGGUAGUGAUGAUGAUGAUGACGAUGAUGAUGAUGAAGAAGAUGAUGAUGAUGAUGAUGAUGAGGAGGAAGAAGAAGAGGAGGAUGAUGAUGAGGAAGAACAACCACCAGCUAAGAAGAGAAAGUGAAGCUACAUUUGUUGUUAGAUGGGGAUGUUUUAUUAUCACGUAUGGAGUAUGUAGUAGGAAUGGUUGACUUGUUUAUUUUAUUUUGGUUUUGUCUUUUUUUAAUUGUAGGAUAUUUAACAAUCUAAACCCUUGUUCCGAAUGGUUAUCGUGUUUUCAUAACUUUCAAUGCAUAAUUCGAGUUGGGGUUCGUGUGAA
Lactuca sativa (garden lettuce) is the source of this 929-nucleotide messenger RNA. RefSeq lists its product as uncharacterized. The record is from RefSeq and is a predicted model, not a curated record. Lineage: Eukaryota; Viridiplantae; Streptophyta; Magnoliopsida; Asterales; Asteraceae.